Messenger RNA from Pseudophryne corroboree (corroboree frog), 5223 nucleotides. It is a transcript of the gene EPB41L5, whose product is annotated as erythrocyte membrane protein band 4.1 like 5. The transcript is spliced from 25 exons. The coding region runs from base 200 to 2356 and encodes 718 amino acids. The record is from RefSeq and is a predicted model, not a curated record. Gene Ontology annotation, cellular component: cytoskeleton. Lineage: Eukaryota; Metazoa; Chordata; Amphibia; Anura; Myobatrachidae. Gene Ontology annotation, molecular function: cytoskeletal protein binding.
GGGCAACAGGAGCUGGUCCCUCUCACCCAGGUUACAGGAGGUGACUCCCGGCCGGGACGCCCCCUCCACUCACGCUGCGGACCCCGCUGGUGUCGCCCUUUUAAAUGAGCAGCUCCCAAUCUACCAGUCUCAGACGCCAUUUCCUGGGAGAUGUGAAUGGUGAGAGUGAGGGGUGCCCAGAGACGCACAGAGCCAAAAGAUGUUGAGUUUUUUCCGGCGCACGCUUGGGCGCCGGUCCAUGCGCCGGCAUGCAGAGAAGGAAUGUCUCCGUGAGGCCCAAAAGGCCACUACCCAUAUCCCAGCGGCUGGAGAUGCUAAGGCAGUGAUCACCUGUAGAGUGUCCCUCUUGGACGGAAGCGAUGUCAGUGUGGAUCUACCGAAAAAAGCCAAAGGCCAGGAACUGUUUGAUCAGAUCAUGUAUCAUCUAGACCUGAUCGAGAAGGAUUAUUUUGGGUUACAAUUUAUGGAUUCCGCUCAAGUGCCUCACUGGCUUGAUCAUACAAAGAGUAUCAAAAAACAAGUGAAGAUUGGUCCACCGUACUGUCUCCAUCUACGCGUGAAAUUCUACUCCUCCGAACCCAACAAUCUGCGUGAAGAGCUCACUCGGUACCUAUUUGUGCUGCAGCUGAAACAAGAUAUCCUCAGUGGAAAGUUGGAAUGUCCAUUUGAUACCUGUGUGCAGUUGGCAGCAUACACCCUGCAAGGGGAGCUGGGAGAUUUUGACCCUUUGGAGCAUACUCCAGAUCUGGUAUCAGAAUUUCGCUUUGUGUCGACUCAGACUGAGGAUCUGGAGCUGGCGGUGUUUGAGAAGUGGAAGGAAUUCAGGGGGCAGACUCCUUCAGAGGCUGAGACCAAUUAUCUCAACAAAGCAAAGUGGCUGGAGAUGUAUGGUGUGGACAUGCAUAUUGUAAAGGCUCGAGAUGGAAAUGACUAUCAACUCGGACUGACUCCUACAGGUGUCCUGGUAUUUGAAGGUGAAACAAAAAUUGGACUGUUCUUCUGGCCAAAAAUAACUCGUCUAGAUUUCAAGAAGACUAAACUGACACUGGUUGUGGUUGAAGAUGAUGAGCAGGGCAAGGAGCAGGAACACACGUUUGUUUUUAAGAUGGACCAUCCAAAAGCCUGUAAACACCUGUGGAAGUGUGCUGUGGAGCACCACACCUUCUUCCGUCUCCGUGGCCCUGUCCACAAGAGCUCCAGUCGCUCUGGAUUUAUACGCCUUGGUUCUCGUUUCAGAUACAGUGGGAAGACCGAAUACCAGACCACAAAGUCCAGCAAGCCCCGACGUUCAACAUCCUUCGAGCGCAGACCUAGCAAACGCUAUUCCAGGAGAACCAUGUUAAUGAGAGCACAGGCAGCAAGACCUGAGAACAGUGCUUCCCCACGAAAUCCUGCCAUUCAGAGCAAUGGAUCACAGCAAGUGUGGACAGGAAAGUCUCCUGUGCCCAUAGUGACCUCCUUACCUACAGAACCAGUACUGGUUGAGAUAGAAAACCUUCCAAGAAGUCCGGGUGCCAGUCACACGGAAAAGAAAUGCUUUGUUGGGUUAUUUGAUAGCCAGGAGUUGUUGGAGAGCAAAUUAAAUGAUGAUUUGGCUCUGCCGGUCUUCACAAGUCCUGUGCAAGAAUUGGAUGCUGGAGGUCUGGCCUUCUACAACCCCUGCUUAGAGGAGAUUCCCUUGGAGCACUCGGAUAUCGCACCAGCCAUCGAAGAUGUGACUGUGAAAAUGAACAAUCUGGAAUCCAGUAAUGUGACCGUUCCUCUGGAGGAGUCUGUAAAGCUGAUAGAGAAGUGUCUGAAUAACAUGAUUGACCCUCCAGUGUCUGCUCCGCUCUGGCUGCCAACUGAUAUAAAGAGCAACAUACUGAAAGCUCAAGUGGAAGCAAACCAGAAGAGUCCAAAAGCAGAUCUGCCGAUUAAUGAUCAGAGUUUGGUUGUUGAAGACACAUCUACCAGAAAUUUUGAAAAUCAAGAAGUGAAAGAAUCUAAACGAGAAAGUACAGCAACCCCAUCCGCUGCCCCCACUGCAGAAAAGGCACCAGGAAUAAAGACUGCAACUGAAGAUCUGGACAGGCUUUUGGAAUCACUGACUGAGAACCUUAUUGACCUCACAGACACCCCGCCACCGAUCACCACCUCCACAACCACCACCCCCCGGUGGCUGAUACCAAGUGGCGUUGUAUCAAAUGGACAUCUUGGAGGAGAGACUAGCCUGCCGGCUAAAGUCCAAAAUAAUGUGAUAAAUCUGACACCCACUAGUGUCAAGACUGCACCAUCCCAUCCUGCAGCCAGCACAAGCACUGUGCUCCCGAAAGAACUUCCCAGACCCAGAUGUUUGCUGACAACAGAGCUUUGAAUGACAGCAGGGAUCUUUCUGACCAGUUUGACAAACUGGGAAAUGAUAGACUUGUGUUAUCAGUAGAAGGAGCUGCAGAACUGCUGACAAAUAAGUUCAGGCUCCUUUUUAAAGCUGGAUUUUAUUUUUAUAUGAUGCACUGGAAUUUUUCUACUGCUACCCCUCCCUCGGCCAGCAUUACUGUGUUUCCGGAUACUUAUGCAGUGUACAAUAGCAUUCCACUGUAACCUGUACUGGGAACGUGUGUGGUUACAUAGACUUUGCCUUAACUGGAACUUUACACUGAACCUGUGGUCAAAGGUGUUUCUGUUGAUGAUCAUUAAUGUUUGCUGCUCUAAGACUGAGGUUAUAGAGUUGUUAUCUUGAUCAUGGCAAAGGAAUUUACUCAUCUUGGAUUUUCAUGGCAAUGUGUGUGGAGAUUUACACCUGCACCCUGUGUAAGACUUACCCCCAAUGUCAUAAAGUAGUCAUAGUGUACGAUUUGGGGAUUUACUGUGUCUCAUACCAACACCAGCUACUGCAUUACUUUUAGGGGCAACAUUACGAGUAGCAGGAAUCUGGGUUAAGUCUGCUGUAUUGUGCUCUCAGAACCGACACACUGUGGGUACUCUGUUGUGUGAUAAACUGGAGUACUUUCUUUGGAUGGGAUAGUCCAGUGUCAUGUGGGGAAACCCAGUUUUGUUUGACAACAGCCUCUGCAGUUUUGUUUUUUCUGUUUAUAAAGAAUCUUUGUUUUGUAUUAUAGGUUGGCUUUAAAUGUGAAUUUGUUUUUACAUUUCUUGCAGGUUUUCAGUAGGUUUGAGAGGUUGUUCCUAUAUAGUUCCUGCAGGAGAUCUGUCUAAUGCACAUUUUUACUAUGUUAUUUUAAGAUCUCAUAGGACAGUCUUGUAGUAGCCCGGUAGGUAAGUAGCAUCACACAAGUUAUGGAAUUGAUCGGUACUUAUAUUGUUUGGAUAACCUCCUAGACCAGAGGUUCCCAAACUGUGUGCCGUGGCUCCCUGGGGUGCCUCGGGACACUUGCAGGGGUGCCCUGGGUUGGUGGUCCAGGACCAAUUCAAAUUAUUCAUGGUCAAUAUAAUAGGCAAAACCAGUGCAGGGGGCUGGCAGUCAUAAAAUAUGUGGCCAAACAGAAGCAAAUCUUGUCCCUCACCACACAACUGACCCUAAGGAUGACAUAUAAACGCGAUCUACUUAAUGUAAUAUUUCUUUCGAAAUUUCUCAAUAAGAAAUUUUUGGCCUAGGGGUGCCGUGAAAAAAAAUCUGAUAUUCUAGGGCGCUGUGAUUCAAAAAAGUUUGGAAACCGCUGUCCUACACUUACAGUAUGUAACACUUCCAUAUACGAGAAAUAAGACUAAAGCUAAUUUUGUUCACACUGGAACUAAGUAGAUUAAAAAAAACUAUUUUUUGUUAUUUUAUACAUCACAAGAUACUUAGGAAAAUAUAUACUCAAAGGUAAACUGUAGCGAUAUUAGAUAUGACUGGCGUUCAGUGACCAUUUAAAGACAGGAGAACUAAUAAUUUCCACUAGAGGUGUAUUCUUUAUAAUACACACAUUUUUUCAUGAACUCGGAAGUUAUGACAGCAGAUCUUCUAGUCAAAAAAUUAUGGAAUAAUGUACUCGGCAUUGUAACCGAUAUGGAUGUUAGAAGUCACUGAAGGGUUCGAAGACUCAAUAAAAUGCCGUAGACUGAGAGCUUUUAUACUGGCUGCAGAAAUCCAAGGUGUAACUAAUGUCAUCUGUAACUUACAGUAGGGAGGUACACUUGUAACACACGAACAAUGUAAUGAUGACUUGUAGGACUUAUUUUAUUCAGAUAAUAAUGUUUAUACAUAUAUUCAUGCAUAUUAUUAAUGAAAAGGAUACAUACUGACCUUAGCUGUACAGGCGUUGGAUGGGACUUUGUGUAAGAAAUGAGGAAAAUGCUGCAUCAUAACGGUAACUAGUCAUGGGGUAAAUGUUUGAAGCACUGAUAAGUGGAGAAGCUGCCCAUGGCAACUAAUCAGCAUUGAAGUAACAUUUAUAAUUUGCAUACUAUAAAAUUAUACAGAAGCUGAUUGGUUGCCAUGGGCAACUUCUCCACUGGCUCACUUCUCCACUCUUAUCACUGCUUCAAACAUUUACCCCAUAUUGUGGUAAUGUACAGUAUAUUCGGCUAAUCCUCUGGCUGUUGCAGUCUGUAAAACCCUGUAAUGGAGGCAUUCCAGGAAUACACAGUUUAUAAACAAUUGUUAGCUAUGUAUACAUUUUCCUCUAGAACAAAGGAAAGUUGACAAAUUGUGUAAUUUGUAUAAUGUCGUUUUACACUUGAUAUGACGUUGCCUACAUUGUGUUUGUGCUAGUAAGCAGAGCACAGCAACAUUUAUUAUUACAGAUACAGUAAUUACUGAACUUUGCUUACUCUUCAUAAACCUCUGUUACUGCUUAAUGUCCUUUCAUGAGGGGAUUAAAACUCCAGCACUUUAACUCACUGUAACAUUGUAGCAUAUGACACACUGGAUAACACAACAUUUCUGAGUGAUACUUUCUCUUUAAAUUUAGUUGUCUUUUAUAGCCUCCUAUUACUGUCUUUAUUGGAGUCUGCACAAAAUAUUCUGAAAUAUCCAUUUAUUUUUAUUGGUUUCUAUUUUUAAACACUAACUGGUAUUUUUACUCUUUUGAUAUGUAAAACUUUUGCUGUAGAUCAAAGUAACUUAUUUUUUAUCAAGAUUGUUCUUUGUCACUAUUGCUUUUUUUCACUACACUUCUAGUCCAUUAGCAACCUCUUUUUAGCAUCCGUUUCAUAGUGGACACCCGAAUCUGUAAUUAACACAACUCAUCUGUGAAAUAUUGUUCUGCUCUUUUCCAUAUAAAGAUACCUAAAGUCUCA